UUAUUAAAAUGGCGCGCAAAGUAUCAUUUUUCAGUGAUGAACAUAUUUGCCGUGUUAUCAUUUAUCAGUGAUUGAACGACGCCGUGAAAAUGCGGGCUCUGUUGUCAACAAACUGUUAGCAACCGUACCGUGUGAGUUUGGCCGUUACUAAGUUAAUGUUUGGUUGAUAAUUUUACAAUCUAUUCGUAUAUUUAAAAAUAAUGUGUUAUGAAAGUGAAGAACAUCUCUAAAAUAUGGCUAAAAAGGGUGGUGUUCAACAAUUGCAAACGGACAUUUCUAAUGACGAGGAUUUUGAAAAGUUUUUAGAAAAACCAGGGCUUUUGGUUCUGGAUGUAUGCUCGGAAUGGUGUGGCCCCUGUGUGGGUAUGGUGGGAAGUUUGAAAAAGGUUAAAUUGGAAGUUGGUGGUGAUAAUCUACAACUAGGCAUUUGCAAAUCGGACCAUAUCACGGCCUUGGCAAGAUUUCGUAGAAAAAGUGAGCCCACGUGGUUAUUUGUAACGGGUGGCAAAGCAGUCAAUCUGAUGUUCGGAACAAAUGUUCCCAAAUUAAUGGCAUUGAUUGUCAAUGAACUCAAUCUGGUGGGCAAUAAAAAUCGUAAAUUCUACGAAAUAACCGAAUUGCAACCUGAAGAAAUCGCCCGCCGACAAGUUGUGGAACAAGCCGAAGAGGCAGCACGCAAAGUUGAAGCGGCCGUUGCCGAGAAAAAACGUUUGGAUUAUUUGCAAUUUGUCACGGAUACCAUUAGGGAAAAUCUCAAUGACAUGGGUGUAACAUUGUUCGGUCCCCAAGUAAAUCGUGAUAUGUUUAAGAAAAUUAUGGAACCGGCAGAUCUAUUGAAAAUCCAAUGUAAAGAUCGUAAGGUGACCCAGAUCAAUGGAGAAGAUUUUAAAAUUAUCCAUCAUAAUAGCACCAAUCCCAUUGACGAGGAUGUUCUCAAGCAGCUGGAGGGUAAAGAAUUGUUGUUGUGCUUUUGGAAAGUGCCAGGAGAGGGUGAUGAUGUGCCGGCCAUUUUAAUGGAAUAUGCCAGGGAGUUGACAAAAACAGAGACGCUGCCACCAGAUGAAUUCAAUGAAGAGGAACAGAUUAAGCCACCGAUUGUGCCAUCAGUCGAGGUAACGGUGGAAUAUGAAGUUACGGAUGACGAGGCUGAUGAUGAGGAUCCAGAAAAUCCAACUAUGGAAAUCACUCCUGACGCUCCAGAGCCAGCCGACCUUUCCCCAAAUAACGGGGGAGAAGAAAAAGAAAAUGGAACACCAGAAAACGCUGAAGAAAAUGAAAAUACUCAAGAGGAAGAAACUUUCGAAAACCUUGGCGAAGAGGAACUGAAUUUAGCGGCAGUCGAUGAGCCAGGAUUAGAAAUGGCUAGCGAAGACUUAAAUUUGAAUUUGGAAGAUCUGGAAAGAGAAAUCGAACCGGAAGAACCACAAAAGCCUUCCGAUGAAGCAAAAGAAUCUCGAAAAACUAAAAAACGUAUCUGCAGCAAGACAGUGCAAUUGCCAGCUAUUUGGGUACCCCAAGAUCAACGUACCCAUGCUGCAUUGAUUUAUGUUUAUUUUCGCAAUCAAACUGCUAACUUUUUACCCCCGGAUCCCGAACCAGAACCACCAUACAUUAUAAUGUCAUUUGAUACAUACAAAAAGAGAGAUUUGAUACCAUUGGCUGACGGUCGUAAGGAGUUUAUACCAAUGUACGGCUUCUUUUCUAGUGAUGAUCCCGAUACAGCGGAAUAUAUAACCAAUUCAGUGCACAAAUAUAAGGUCCAAACGAGUAACGACAAAUUAGUCAUGAAAGUGAACAAAAGUUCGGAAGACACCGUAUUGGCCUUGGUGGCCUAUUGCCCCAGCUAUGUCAGUCCCAACAGUGUUGUGGGCCUGGAGGAAGCCAAUAAAUUCUUCCCCGCCACCUACAAGACUCUGGAACAAGAAGAAGCCGAGGCAGCAGCCAUAGCCGCGGAGUUGGCCAAAAAGAUACGCAAGAAAAAGGAACGCCGCAAGAAGGAAGCCCAAGAGGUACCGGCUGAAAAAGAAACUGAAGUCGAUGGUACACAUGCCUCAAGUGGCGAGGAAGAAAGUGCCGAGAGUACGUCGGCCGAGGGAGAAGGUGAGGCCGAAGCUGCUAAUCAGGAAGGUGAAGGGGAAUAAGAUGAAUGUUUUUGACAAAUAGAAAUUUAAAUUAUAAUGCACAUUAUAGAAACAUUUGAAUCACGUUUAAACAUGUAGAAAAGCGAAAUGAAAAGUUAAUUAAACAAGGUAAUGCCAUGUUUACGUUAGAACUUUUUGUAGGGUUAACCUACUUUGAGAGGAUUUAUUUGAAGUAAAAGUAAUGGAAAUGACAAUUUAAAUCCAAAUCCAGUGGGUUAACCCUGAUAUAUAUAAACGUA
This is a messenger RNA of Musca domestica (house fly), 2380 nucleotides long. RefSeq lists its product as uncharacterized. Lineage: Eukaryota; Metazoa; Arthropoda; Insecta; Diptera; Muscidae. The record is from RefSeq and is a predicted model, not a curated record. The transcript is spliced from 6 exons. The coding region runs from base 234 to 2141 and encodes 635 amino acids.